Terrapene triunguis (Three-toed box turtle) is the source of this 2272-nucleotide messenger RNA. RefSeq names its product PAT1 homolog 2 (gene PATL2). Gene Ontology annotation, molecular function: RNA binding. The record is from RefSeq and is a predicted model, not a curated record. Gene Ontology annotation, cellular component: P-body. NCBI's taxonomy places the organism in Eukaryota, Metazoa, Chordata, Testudines, Emydidae. Gene Ontology annotation, biological process: deadenylation-dependent decapping of nuclear-transcribed mRNA; P-body assembly. The transcript is spliced from 18 exons. The coding region runs from base 1 to 2229 and encodes 742 amino acids.
AUGGCGGAGAGUAGUGAGCUGGCUAUCCUAGAAGACUAUCUCCUGGCAGAAGAUGCUCCUUUGCUGGAAGAAAUGGCGGAGGAAGAUGAGGAGAUUGACCUGUACAAUGAAAUGACGUUUGGGUUAGAUCGAGACUCCAUGGAAGAGGAAGUGGCAAAAGCCCUGGCUCCUCCAGUUAAAGGCCCCGAGCUGAGUCUUGUGGGCAAAAAUGAGGCAGCGGCGGUGGCAGAGGUAGCGGUGGAGGAGGAGGAUGAGUACAAGGCCACUGAGCAGCCUGGCCUGGGGGCAGAAGAGGAGCAGCCCAUGCUGGAGGAGAUGGAAGAGGCAGGGGAAGAAGGUGAGGCAGAGCCUGGGGCUCGGCAUGACGACUUUGCUGACAUGGAGGAGGAGAUAGGGGUAGAUGAACAGGAGGAGGAGGAAGAAGAAGGGGAAGAAGAGGAGCAGCAUGACGAGGACAACGAGGAGCAGAAUGAUUUGGGAGACCCAGCAGUGAUGAGAGCUGUGCACAGCAAGCCCACGCUGGAGAGCCUGGACUCAGCAGUUCUCGACAGCAGGAUCGGCUCCACCUGGGGAGAGUUCGAGGGCGAUGACUUGGACAAAGCCAUUCUCCAGGCAUUGGACAGGGGCCCCCCCAUGUCGCAUAUGAACCUGGACUUCCUUGUCUCCCCAGCGCAGAGGGGGUACCUGGGCUCCCCUGGACUCAAGCGCCCAGACUUCAGAAUGAUGUCCCCGAAAUCCUUCCCUCAGCGCUUUAUGCGGCAGCAGUCUCCCAUGAUGCCCCGCUCCAUGGGCUCCCCUCGACCGUACAUGCCGUCCCGCAGAGCCUCACCUCUCUUCACCCCCAAUCAGAGCUCGGGGUAUGUGUCUCCGACCCCCUUUAGGCCCAUGUCACGCAACAUCAGCACCCCAACGCAGCCCCUGGCCAUGCACUUUGGCCCCAUGUCUCCCUCUCUGGAGCCCCCUCUCUUCUUCAGUCCUCCAGCCGGCUGCCAGCUGAAGUUCAGUGUGCCCAGCCACAUGACCCAGCUGCACCCUCAGCAUCAGCGGAUCCUGAAUCAGCGGCAGCAGCGAGGGCAGGCGCAGAGCAUCUCCCCCAAGAAGGCAUGGUCCCCGAAGGCGGAUCCCUAUUCUGGGCUCAUGACACGCAAGGAGAAGGAUUGGGUGAUCAAGGUGCAGAUGAUGCAGCUGCAGAGUGAGAAUCCUCACCUGGACGAUUACUAUUACCAGGCCUAUUACCACAGGCUGGAGCGGAAGCAGGCAGAGGAGGAGCUGCUUGGGGGGCGCAACAAGCAGGAGCCCCCCAAGCUGGUCACACCGUACAUUCAGAAGAUGGAGAUCUAUGACUCUGUGGUGCGGAUUGCAGGCUCGCUGGGCCAGGUUGCCGUGUCCACGUGUUACAGCCCCCGUAGGGCCAUCGAUGCCGUGCACCACGCCCUGCAGGAGGAGGCUGCGGGGAACCAGCGACUUCGGGCGCUGCACAGAAUCGAGAAGAUGUUCCUGCAGCUCCUGGAAGUGGAGGAGACUCAGCGGAAGAUGAGCCUGCUGCCCGAAGAGCAGCACCCCCGUUUCCGUGAGAAGAAGAGCCAUGAAGUGGGGCGCAUCUACCAGGCCCUGAAGAUCAGGGCGUGCGACAGUGAGGAGGAGGCGGAAGAUGAGUUCCUGCAGGUCCUUUGUGUGCGGAAGGGGAAGAAACUGACCGCGCGGCUGCUGCCGCACCUGGCACGGGAGCAGGCGGAGGAGAUCCUGGUCACCGUCACCCGCCACCUGCCUUUCCUCAUGAGGAAGGAUGUGCUGGAUGAGUCCCUGCCUGUCCUGUACGGCCCCCUCAGCGAGAUGGUGGGCCGGAUGACCUUCAGCGAGCUCAUCGAGGUCCUGCAGGAGCUGACCAGGCCGCUUGCCGGCUCCACUGAGCUGCCGCUCACCAUGACCUUUAAGAACCAGUUCGGGAUCUCGCUUCUGUAUGCCCUGCUGAGUCACGGCGAGAGGCUGCUCUCCUCCGACAUGCCGCUGGAGCCGCACAGUGGGGACUUCGAGAAGUGGACGGACACAGUGUUCUUGGUUGCCAGGGAGCUGUCCCAAGUGCCCAAGACUGCCCUGGUGGAGCCUCUCUUCCUCCCCAGCAACCUCCUCUCUUUGUUCUGCCGCUACCUGGACAAGCAGACCAUCCACCGCCUGGAGGCCAAGAUGGAGUGCUCCCCUCUGCCCUCGGAGGCUGCCAUGCCAUGCUGAGACCUCCCAGCCCUGGGAAAGUGGAUGAGACCAGUUUCUUGGG